ACAGCAUAAUCAGAGUAAGAACUCGAGCUCUGUUCUCGUCACUCUCCCUCUCCAUGUGCGAUUUGAGGGUAAACAUUGCAUAAAGCACAUGAUGCUAUAAUCAUCAAGCUAUGGCAAUUGCAGUGGCAAAGCUAUGUAAACCACUCUGUUCCUUUUCUUGCCCUUCUAUUUAUUUUUCUUCCCCCAUCCACUCAGUUUCAUCACAACUGUUGCUUCAACAAUCUGUUAAAGCUGCCAUUGAAGCAAAAAAUUACCAGCAAAUUGCUGACCUUCUCAGUGCCUCAAAGGAAACUUGUCGAACCUCCAAUCCUUUCUCAUUCCUCUCAAACUUUCAACAAGACCAUAGAACCAAAAUAAUUGAUGAGGUUCUGCAAGGUUUUGUUCCUCUAAGGCCUCGUUCUCGCCCUCAAGUUGCCUAUGCCUACCUCCUCUCUUUCACCCUGCAAACUGCUAAUCCUCUUCCACUUUCACUUGCAAUUCUCCAACGCACCCUUCGGUCAGGCUGUGCCCCUGUUCCUCAAACUCACCUACUUCUCUCCACUGUCUGGCUGCAUCAAAGAAUGCAAUCUGAUCAGGCUGUUUCUAGCAUGCUGUUGCAAAUGCAAACAAUUGGGUAUCGGCCUGACAAUGGCAUUUGCAACUACCUUAUUUCAUCACUAUGCAAGGUUGAUCAGUAUGAGGAAGGAGUUCAGGUAUUGCGUGGAAUGGGUAGGGCUGGAUGUGUUCCUGAUUUGGACAGUUUCGGCUCGGUCAUUGGUCCACUUUGUGACCUUAGAAAGACAAAAUACAUUGAAGAACUAAUGAGGGAGAUGGUAUCUAAGUUCAGAUUAUCCCCCAGGAAAGAGAUGGUGGUAAAGGUCCUAAAAGCAAUGCGGGCAAACAAAGAUGCUCAUAAAGCAGUUGAGCUGAUAAAUUUUCUAGAAGAAACGAAUAUACAUAUCGGCUUUGAGAGCUAUGAGUUGGUUGUUGAGAUGUGUUUAGAAUCCAGUUUGUUUGUUUUAGCAGGGAAAGUUGUUAUGCAAAUGACAAACAGAGGAUUUAUACCAUAUAUAAAGGUGAGACACAAGGUAUUUGAAGGAUUGGCUGAUGCUGGUGAAUUGGAGCUUGCCCAUAUUCUUAGGAAGAAGUUCACAGAACUGACGUCUUAGCGUUCCACAAUAUUUUCAGAAAUUUCUACAGAAAGAACAUAAAUUUAUUUGGCCUUGACAAGCUUCAGAAAAUCUUUUGACCAUUUUGUGGUCACUUUCUUGUGUUUAAGUAGAUAAUGCUGGGGUUGAGUAA
This is a messenger RNA of Cynara cardunculus var. scolymus (artichoke), 1281 nucleotides long. Its product is annotated as pentatricopeptide repeat-containing protein At1g06270. NCBI's taxonomy places the organism in Eukaryota, Viridiplantae, Streptophyta, Magnoliopsida, Asterales, Asteraceae. The record is from RefSeq and is a predicted model, not a curated record. The transcript has 2 exons. Bases 111 to 1148 code for a protein of 345 amino acids. Gene Ontology annotation, molecular function: protein binding.